AUGGGAGUGUGCUAUUUCUACGGGCAACCUAGGAACCUAGCUUGGAGCUGCCCAGAAAAGAAAAAAUAUGAGACUGGCAGAGUGCAGCAGCCAGGGAGAGUAUAUACUACUUCUGCAGCAGGCAUUAAGGUGUCAGAGACACUGAUUAGAGGUAGCUGUGAGAUAGCUGGUAAAAUUUUAAGUGCAUUGUUUAAUUCUGGAGCAACAUAUUCAUUCAUUGUGUUUGAAAAGGCUAAUGAGUUUGGAUUGAAAAUAGUGGUCUUGGGUUAUGAUUUAAAGGUAUAUAAUGCUACCCAUGAAACUACGGUGACUAGGUUAGGAUGUCAACAAGUUUCAUUUCGAGUACAACAACGUGAAUUCGUGCAUGAUCUGAUUUGUCUACCGAUGACUGGUCUUGAUCUCAUCUUAGGACUAGAUUGGUUGUCCAAGAACCAUGUCUUUCUUGAUUGUUCUAAGAAAAUGGUAUGCUUUAUGCCGGAAGGGUCAGAAGCGCCUGUCAUGGUGAAUCACUAUUAUUUGAACUCUAUAAUGGUAAAUUGUUCAGGGACUAAAUGUCAGGACAUUAUGCUAUUAACUACGGGUGUUUUGGGUGAUGACCAAAGCUUGGAGCAGAUUCCAGUUGUUUGUGAGUUUCUAGAGGUGUUUCCGGACGAUAUUGACGAAUUUUCACCUAACCGGGAGGUUGAAUUUGCUAUUGAGUUGGUGCCUGGAGCCGGUCUAAUCUCAAGUGCUCAUUAUAGGAUGUCACCUCUAGAAAUGGCUGAGCUGAAGGCUCAGCUAGAAGAUUUGUUGGGUAAACACUUUAUUUAA
Arachis duranensis is the source of this 810-nucleotide messenger RNA. RefSeq lists its product as uncharacterized. The transcript has a single exon. The coding region runs from base 1 to 810 and encodes 269 amino acids. The record is from RefSeq and is a predicted model, not a curated record. NCBI's taxonomy places the organism in Eukaryota, Viridiplantae, Streptophyta, Magnoliopsida, Fabales, Fabaceae.